AUGGGAAAUCAAGUUAGGAAUGAAGUGAGGGCAGAGCAAGAGGAUGAUCUGAAGAAGAAAAACAAAUCUGAAGUUACAACGAGAAAGAAGAAAGACAAACAAAGAUGUAAUGAUGAGAUCGAAGAGAGUAAAUAUAUGCCAACUCUACCUUUCCCGCAGAAGCAGAGAAGAGAGAAGCUGGACAAACAGUUCGGGCAUUUUUUAGAAGUGCUCAAGCAGGUGCAUGUGAAUAUACCUUUCAUAGAGGUGCUACCACAGAUGCCGGCUUAUGCUAAAAAACUUAGAGAGAUAUUGUCCAAAAAUAGGAAAGUGGAAGAAACAUAUGUUGUCAAGCUCACAGAGCAUUGCAGUGCCAUUCUGCAAAACAAGCUCUCUCAAAAGUGUGGAGAUCCAGGGAGUUUUACUCUACCAAAAUUAGAGGGAGAUAUUGGAGAAAUCAGGUCGAUACCUAUGUCCUUGCAGCUAGCGGAUCAGACCACAAUCAUACCUGAAGGUAUAGUGGAAGAUGUGCUAGUUCGGGUGGACAAGUUUGUGUUCCCUGUGGAUUUCAUUGUGGUGAACAUGGAGGAGAAUAGGGAGGUCCCUCUGAUUUUAGGAAGAUCCUUCUUGGAUACGAUCAGAGCAAUUCUGGAUAUUCAGGAAAGGCAACUCAUGCUCAGAGUGGGGGAAGAAAGGUUGAUCUUCAAGAUAGAAUGA
Molecule: messenger RNA, 696 nt
Organism: Nicotiana attenuata
Lineage: Eukaryota; Viridiplantae; Streptophyta; Magnoliopsida; Solanales; Solanaceae
Exons: 2
Coding region: 1-696 (231 amino acids)
Source: RefSeq, a predicted model, not a curated record